Spodoptera exigua (beet armyworm) is the source of this 624-nucleotide messenger RNA. The record is from the annotation of a GenBank genome assembly. Lineage: Eukaryota; Metazoa; Arthropoda; Insecta; Lepidoptera; Noctuidae.
AUGUGGCAUCGCGGCCUCGGCCCAAAGCAGGAGAAGGAACGGUUUGUUGCCGGCCUAUUGUGGGUUAUAAGGGGUCAUCUCAUCAAGGAGGAUAGAUCCUCAAAUCCCCUAUUGUGGGUUAUAAGGGGUCAUCUCAUCAAGGAUCUAUCCUCAAAUCCCCUAUUGUGGGUUAUAAGGGGUCAUCUCAUCAAGGAUCUAUCCUCAAAUCCCCUAUUGUGGGUUAUAAGGGGUCAUCUCAUCAAGGAUCUAUCCUCAAAUCCCCUAUUGUGGGUUAUAAGGGGUCAUCUCAUCAAGGAUCUAUCCUCAAAUCCCCUAUUGUGGGUUAUAAGGGGUCAUCUCAUCAAGGAUCUAUCCUCAAAUCCCCUAUUGUGGGUUAUAAGGGGUCAUCUCAUCAAGGAUCUAUCCUCAAAUCCCCUAUUUUUAGUUUUUUACCAUCUCCCGAUCCUGAUUUUUUACCAUCCUCUAGGGAUGGGAGGAAUGAUUGAGCCUCUGGUAACGUCACUCACACACUUCGAAACGCAAAAGUUUCCCCAGUCAGGUCUCGAACUGGGUACAAGUAAGUUUGAAAGGCCCAUAUUUCAGCGUGAAAAAGGCGUGAAAAAGUUAAAAGGACCGACUGAGUGA